UCAUCAAAACACGAUGGAUUUUUCCGGCGUUUUCAGCAACGUGAAAAGUUAGUCAGUGUGGUGUACUUAAAGUUUGAAAAAAAAGAAAGAACUGGAGUGUAUCUGAAAAAUUUGAGAAAAUAGUUCAACUCUGUUUACUACCUAUAAUAAACUUCGCCAAUCUCUUGGCUGUAAGGUAGAGAGGAAGUUUGUAUAAGAUAUUUCCGAGUAGAGAUCGUCAUUCAACUACUCAUAUUUGUAAUAUUAAGUCAGGAUGGAUGAUCAAGUUUGUCCACGUUGUAAAACAACCAAGUAUCGGAAUCCAUCCUUGAAACUACUCGUCAAUGUCUGUGGUCAUUCAUUGUGUGAAAAUUGUGUAGAGCUUCUUUUCAUUAAAGGUUCAGGCAACUGUCCGCAAUGUAACAUACCGCUUAGGAAAACCAAUUUCCGUCUUCAGUUGUUCGAAGAUUCUGCUGUGGAGAAAGACAUAGACAUACGUAAAAGAAUUUUGAAAGAUUUCAACAAAAAAGAAGAGGAUUUCAGCAGUUUAGAUGAGUACAAUAACUAUUUAGAAGAAGUUGAAACAAUCAUCUAUAAUCUCUGUAAUAAUAUUGAUGUUUUAGAAACAAAUAAGAAAAUAGAACAGUAUAAAAAAGAAAAUAAAGAGUUCAUUUUGAAAAAUAAAAUAAAAUUAAGCAAAGAGGAGGCAGAAUUAGAAGAAUUGCUUGAAGAAGAAAAAGAAAUCAAACUUAUGAAACAGAAAGAACUCAAGCAGUUAGAACAGGAUGAAAAAAUGAAGAAAAUCCAACAGAAAGAAGCCUUGAUUGAUGAACUGAUGUUCUCAGAUACUAAUGCCAAGAAUAUCAUCGACACAUUCAAGCAAUCAGCUCUCAGUGAUUCAACAAAAACAGCGGAAUCAUCUAAAGCUGCAGCCGCAAAAAUUACCAAGUUCUCCUCCGGCGUAAAAGUUUUUCAAAAGAAUCAACAAUCCUUCUUACCAGUUCCAAAGGUAGAGGAGGGGCCACUGUAUUCUUACAAGCCUUUAGAAGUUUUUUACAAUGGUCCCACUCCGCCUUCAUGGGCAGACCUCCAAAGGCUAGGAUACUUAAAUAAUGUGACGGAAGCAUCUUUAGAGGAACAUGCCAGUGGUUACACAAUUGAUCUAUUCUGCAUGAAAGCCUUGCAAGAAGCUUUUAGUGGUUUGUUUUAUGUACCAAAUAAAAAAACUGAAUAAGGUAUUCGUAACUUCUCAACUGCCCUGUUUAUUACCGGUUAAUUACUGUUGUUCCUUAGCCCUCUGGCACAAAACAAAGCAAAUAACUCGCCUCAAAUUCAUUGAAAUGUUCUUUAUAGAGAUUACUCAUGCUGAAGAUGGACACCCUUUACGCCCAAGGUCCAUUCAAGAGUUAUUUACUUCAUCUCACAUUUUGAUUUUAUCGCAGCAGUGAGCUGUUUAAUAUUUCUCCUUUUUUACAUUAUCCUAACAUGAAAGUUCAAAUACUAUAAAUUAUUUUAAGGGUUUUUUUCUGAGAGAUAUUUUGUUUGAUACAGGUUCUGUUCUCGAUAAAUGAUUUUUUAAUUUUGCACAAGAUGAGGGUAAACCUUAGUACUCAAUGUAACAUUGUACUUUAGUGAAAAAACUAUAAUGGAAGGAACCAAUAAAAAAAAAUCGUCCCUGUAAACUUCUACGUCCUUCUGUAUUGUAUCAUUCCAAGAAGAGCUUCAAUAUUUUUUAAAAUGCCUUCUCUCUUCACCAAAAUUAUAAUGAUCACUUCCUCCUCAACAUU
Molecule: messenger RNA, 1766 nt
Organism: Bemisia tabaci
Lineage: Eukaryota; Metazoa; Arthropoda; Insecta; Hemiptera; Aleyrodidae
Gene: Mat1
Product: CDK-activating kinase assembly factor
Biological process (GO): regulation of transcription by RNA polymerase II; nucleotide-excision repair; positive regulation of cyclin-dependent protein serine/threonine kinase activity
Cellular component (GO): transcription factor TFIIH holo complex
Molecular function (GO): cyclin-dependent protein serine/threonine kinase activator activity
Source: RefSeq, a predicted model, not a curated record